Molecule: messenger RNA, 503 nt
Organism: Aricia agestis (brown argus)
Lineage: Eukaryota; Metazoa; Arthropoda; Insecta; Lepidoptera; Lycaenidae
Product: bombyxin G-1-like
Exons: 3
Coding region: 141-455 (104 amino acids)
Cellular component (GO): extracellular region
Molecular function (GO): hormone activity
Source: RefSeq, a predicted model, not a curated record
UACGUGUUUAUGAGAUGAUACGUACCCAAACAACACGAUGUUUCAUUAACGUGGCUUUUUUGAAUUAAUUAGUGACACAUUGCGUUAAAUCGGAUGUUUGCCCACGACGUGAGAGCAGUAACCGUACAAUUGCCGGCGUGAUGAGGCUGCUGAUGAUGGUGUCGUGUCUGGCGGUGGCGUCAGUGGCGUCGGAGAAGCCGGUCAUCCUGUGCGGCCGGCAGCUCGCCAACCGCCGCCUCAUACUGUGCUACGGCGACAAGGACGACGAAAAGAGGAUGUACUCCGACUCCUUCCUUGAUUCACCAGUGAGUGAGGAAGACUGGUUCGAGGAGUGGCCAUGGCAGGGUCGGAGGGGAGGUCUGAGCGCGGGGUGGGAGAGAUACAAGAGGGGAGGGCUGGCCGACGAGUGCUGCCUCAAGCCUUGCACCACCGACGUCAUACUCAACUACUGCUGAACCAAAUAUAGUUUAAUCGUGAUAUUCUAAAUACUAUUAGAUUAAUUC